CUUUCAUCAACCCACCUAGCUAGUGGCUACUAAAUUUCUAAAGAAGCACAUGGAGGCGAUUCAAUCCUGGGUUUCAAAGCACAAGCUAGUAACAAUUGGGGGACUGUGGGCCUCUGGAAUUGGGGCAUCCCUUGUGGCCUAUUCACGUACAACCUCUCCAAUCAAGCCUAGUCUUAGGCUUAUUCAUGCAAGGUUGCAUGCCCAAGCCUUGACACUGGCAGUCUUGUCUGCUGCCGCGGCUUAUCAGUACCACGAGAAUCGGGCUGCUCAGCCCAAACCGAAGGCCCAGAGUCCUGCUCCGAGUGUGGCCCACCUUCUUGAAAGGGAGCUCCUAAGUCCUUUCUAAUGCAUAUUUAUUUAUGCAUUAUUAUUUCACCUAAAUGAGGAGAGGGUCCUCUUCCUCUACCAUCAAACUUUAUGUAAUCUUUUUUUAAUUAUUAUAUUUAUGAGAACCAAGGGGGGAAAUAGAUUGAUCCAUGUUCUAAGAGAGAUCACCAUCCUGCGAGAGCUAUGUUUUAGUUUCAUAAACACUGGAUCUUCUUGAAAAGAGUUGGUGAUUGAAUUGUGUAAAGCCCAUGUUAAAAGACAAGUACUACUUCUAUCUUUAUUUGUUUUUAA
Messenger RNA from Cajanus cajan (pigeon pea), 618 nucleotides. RefSeq lists its product as uncharacterized. The record is from RefSeq and is a predicted model, not a curated record. Lineage: Eukaryota; Viridiplantae; Streptophyta; Magnoliopsida; Fabales; Fabaceae. Gene Ontology annotation, biological process: mitochondrial respiratory chain complex IV assembly. Gene Ontology annotation, cellular component: respiratory chain complex.